Aspergillus pseudonomiae is the source of this 1694-nucleotide messenger RNA. RefSeq lists its product as uncharacterized. The record is from RefSeq and is a predicted model, not a curated record. The transcript is spliced from 3 exons. Lineage: Eukaryota; Fungi; Ascomycota; Eurotiomycetes; Eurotiales; Aspergillaceae. The coding region runs from base 294 to 1376 and encodes 360 amino acids.
UUGUAGCAUUAUACGGGAUUGAAUAUGUAUUUGGUGUUCUGUCAGUCGCUACCUCGCAAGUCCCUAUAGCAUCCAAUAUAGGUUCCACCUCAGGAACAUAAUUGCGACAAUUGAGUACAAGCCAGCCGAAGAACAUUGGAAUGUAACCAAAAGAUAAGCUCCUUCAAUUUACCCCAAAACGGCAACCACCCGCAAAGCUUGGCAUUUCUCAACUCCCGCGACGUCAGCGGCCGAUAAAUUCAUCCCAUUAUACGUACAUCAUCUCCAAGACACCGAAUAACCCACCCAACAGAAUGUCCACCCGCGAACACUCCUCGCACCGACAUCCGCGCCCCCACCGAGGAAGCGACUCUCGCUCCCGCUCCCCAGACAAACACAGACGCCAUCACCACCGCGAUCGCGAUCGCAGCCAUCGACACCACCACAGAAGCCACAACCAUGACCGUCGCGAACGCCGCCCCGAACCAUCGGCGAAACCAAUCGUCCUCCCCUUCCAAGCACGGGAGCUCUCCAAGCGCGACCUCUCGACCUACGAGCCCAUGUUCGCCAUGUACCUGGACAUCCAGAAGGGGAUCCUCCUAGAAGAUCUCAGCGAAGACGAAGUCAAAGGACGAUGGAAGAGCUUCAUCAACAAAUGGAACCGUGGAGAACUCGCGGAAGGGUGGUACGAUCCGAGUACCCUUGAGAAAGCGCGCCGUAGCGCCCAGGACGAGCCCAUUGCGUCUGCUUCCGGGCGGCACCGCCGGUCCCCGGAUUACGGCCGGGGCGAGGAUGAAAGGGCAGACCAGGGGGAGGAGGAUAAUCCCGACGAGGAUGAGGAUGACUAUGGGCCUGUUCUGCCGAAAUAUGACCAGUUGGGUAGAUAUGACGGUGGUCGCGCGGGACAAUCUUCUGGGCCGACUAUUCCUACGAUGCAGGAUCUGGAGUUGCGGAAAGAAUCGGCUAUUGAGGAUGCUAUGGCGGCGCGGGAGGACUCAUGGAAACAGCACCGUGCUGAGGUACGCUCGCAUCGGUCUGAGUUACGACAGAUGGAAGAUGAGGUUGCGCCGCGGGCUGAACCGGGGACUCAUGAGCGGAAGAUGGAGAAACGCCAGGAGGCUGCUGCUGCGAAUCGAGCCUUUGCUGAGUCUCGGCGGGGUGCUUCUCCUGAUGGGGCCCCGGAAGAUGAACUGAUGGGUUCCGCGGACAAUGAUCUGGACGCCCUCAAGAGGGCUAAGGCGACAGAGCAGCGGAAGAAGAACGAGCGGGAAAUUCGGAGGGAAGAAAUACUCCGCGCACGCGCUGCUGAGCGGGAGGAAAGAUUGCAGCAAUAUCGCCAGAAGGAGGAUGAAACCAUUGGGUGGCUUAAGGCUCUGGCAAAACAGCGGUUUGGGUGAUAACCUAUGCUUCUGUCUACAGCUCGAAUUUCUACUGUACAGAAGGAGGUCUUGUCAAUCAUAUCUACUGCCGUGCGCCAUAACUGUUCACCUAGAAUCAAACAUAUAUCAGACACAAUGUAAAUUUAUAUUAGUAGUAUAUCCUCACUGUAAUGCUAAUGAGUUUUGCCCUAAACCCUGCAGCAAUGAAACGCAUCCUUGCAUGCUGCAGUACUAACAAACAAGUAAUAUGUUUUCGAAACAAGGGAUGCCCUGCAGGCCUAUGGAUCUAGAAUAGGUUUCGAAUGAUGUUGUGCUUACUGGUUACAUUGAACAUGU